Messenger RNA from Sorex fumeus (smoky shrew), 1314 nucleotides. It is a transcript of the gene NKX2-2, whose product is annotated as NK2 homeobox 2. The record is from RefSeq and is a predicted model, not a curated record. Bases 429 to 1250 code for a protein of 273 amino acids. Gene Ontology annotation, cellular component: nucleus. NCBI's taxonomy places the organism in Eukaryota, Metazoa, Chordata, Mammalia, Eulipotyphla, Soricidae. Gene Ontology annotation, molecular function: RNA polymerase II cis-regulatory region sequence-specific DNA binding; DNA-binding transcription factor activity, RNA polymerase II-specific. The transcript has 2 exons. Gene Ontology annotation, biological process: cell differentiation; regulation of transcription by RNA polymerase II.
CAGGUUCGUGAGUGGAGCCCAGCCUUAUAUGGACUGAUCGCUCGGGCAAUGGCCCAUUUUUUCCUCGCCACCAGCCGCCACUGCGCGCCAAGCGGCCGCCGGAGUCCGAGCUGACGCCGCCUUGGCACCCCUCCUGGAGUUGCCAACUCGGCCGCCGCGCGCUGCCCGCUCCCCGCUCCCGUCGUUUCCGCGUGCUCGCGGAGGCGAGACUGGUACCGCGUGGGGCUUUUUUUCUCCCCUUUCCCGCAAUUUCUUCCUUCCUUUCUUUUAAAAAAAAAAAACAAUAAUUAUCUCCAUCAUUAAAGCCCCUACCGACCCCUCCCCCAGCCCUCCCCCUCCCCAGCCCUCCCCCGCCCCUAUUGGGGAGCGCCACGAAUUGACCCAAGUGAAGCUACAACUUUGCGGCGCCAAUUGCGGGGUCCCGAGCCAUGUCGCUGACCAACACAAAGACGGGGUUUUCGGUCAAGGACAUCUUGGACCUGCCGGACACCAACGACGAGGAGGGCUCGGUGACGGAAGGACCAGAGGAAGAGAGUGAGGGGCCGGAGCCCGCCAAGAGGGCUGGGCCGCUGGGGCAGGGCGCCCUGGACACGGUGCAGAGCCUGCCCCUCAAGAGCCCCUUCUACGACAGCAGCGACAACCCCUACACGCGCUGGCUGGCCAGCACCGAGGGCCUCCAGUACUCCCUUCACGGGCUGGCGGCCAGCGCAGCGCCCCAGGACUCCAGCGCCAAGUCCCCGGAGCCGUCGGCGGACGAGUCCCCGGACAAUGACAAGGAGACCCCGGGCGGCGGGGGCGACGCGGGCAAGAAGCGCAAGCGGCGGGUGCUCUUCUCCAAGGCGCAGACCUACGAGCUGGAGCGGCGCUUCCGGCAGCAGCGGUACCUGUCGGCGCCGGAGCGCGAGCACCUGGCCAGCCUCAUCCGCCUCACGCCCACCCAGGUCAAGAUCUGGUUCCAGAACCACCGCUACAAGAUGAAGCGCGCGCGGGCCGAGAAAGGUAUGGAGGUGACACCCCUGCCCUCGCCGCGCCGGGUGGCCGUGCCCGUGCUGGUGAGGGACGGCAAACCGUGCCACGCGCUCAAAGCCCAGGACCUGGCCGCCGCCACCUUUCAGGCCGGCCUCCCCUUUUCGGCCUACAGCGCGCAGUCGCUGCAGCACAUGCAAUACAACGCCCAGUACAGCUCGGCCAGCAACCCCCAGUACCCCACAGCGCACCCCUUGGUGCAGGCCCAGCAGUGGACUUGGUGAGCACCGCCUCCGAGACUCGCGGCCCCAGGCCCAGAUCCAGGCGGCGAGAAGGACUCGGUCCUGG